ACUCAAACCGCUUUUUUUUUUAUGUACCCACGAAAACCAAUCUCUCUCUUUUUUUUCUAUGCACAUACAAACCAAUCUAUUUAUUUUUUUAUGUCCAUCCUAACCAAUAAUUUUUUUUCAUCUAUGCUCACCAAAACCAAUCGCUUUUGUUUUUUUUCCUGUGUAUGUGUGUGUGUGUGUGUGUGUGUGUGUGUGUGUGUGUGUGUGUGUGUGUGUGUGUGUGUGUGUUCACCUAAACUAGUCUCUUUCCUUUUUGUGUUCAUCUUCAGUCUUUUUUCUGUUCACUUAGACCAGUCUCCCUGUUUUCUCCCCUCCGAUAGUAACCAAAGCUCUAAACAUUAAGAACACCAAAGCACUGAAAGAUGAAGAUAACACACAACAAAAUAAACAACACCUGUGCGUCCUCUAAUUAAUACAGGUGUCGUCAGGUCAUUUUUCCCACCUUGCUGUACCACCUGGCUGGUACUAUGCAUGCUGAAACAUUAUUACUUAUGUUAUUGUUGCUAUUACUACACGUUAUAAGUAAAUGGUGGUACUUAUGAAGCGCCUUUACACUUACAGACUUUACACUUUUUUUUUCUACAGUUUAGAUUCAUAUGGGGUAUUCAGCCAAGCCAAGCCACGCCCCUUCACACCUCAAGCACCAAUCAGAUUCACCCUCCUCUCUGUUGGGCCAGUGAGAAAGGAGGUUUAAAGCAAAGUGGGAGGAGCUUUCUUGUGACAUGUAAAUUAUAUGAUAGAGAAAAGCGAAGAUAUACGAAGAAAUAAGACAGAGAGACAGGAAAAGAAAUAUGAAGCUUCCAAGGAGGCAGACCAGUGGACCAGCGAUGAGGACACCUCCCUGCGUGCCGCCGCCAGCCACGCGCCCUCCCACGCCCUGAGCUCCGAGGAAGACGACUACGACGACUUGGACCUUGACUCCGAGGAGGAGCAGCGGGACGGCAGCGAAAAGCCUAAGGUCGAGACCGAGGAACACUAUGUGUACGAGUACGAGGACGAGUACGAGGACGACUACGACGACGAGGACGAGGGCGAGGAACGUAUUAAGAGGAAGGUGAUCUUCGGCGGCGGCGGCGGGUACGGCGGCGUGCACCGCAGCAGGGGCGGCGGCGGCGGGGGAGAUCCCUACGGACGGCGCCGCGGCAACCACAACUACCACGGCCCGGACUACGGCAACUACGGGUCGUGGCCGUACGGGCGCGGCGAGUACGUGGACACCAGCUCCUUUGACAACGUUCGCACCGAGACCCCGGAGCCCACCACCACCACCACCACCACCACUCGCGCGUCCCCCACUCGCGCCUCCGCCAGGUCCAGGGCGUACGGCAUUGUGCGCUCCUCGCCCGGCGACGGGGACGUGCCCAGCACCUCCGGCAGGAAGUCCAAGACAGGCCGGCGCGAGACCAAGAGGAAGCUGCCCAAGAACCUCAAGUUAGAGAUCGCCGAGUACGCCCUGCAGUACGGCACGCGGCAAGCCGUGCAACACUACUCCCAGCAGGUCGGCAAGCGCAUCAGCGAAAAGAAGAUCGAAAAGUUCGUGCGGCGGUACCAGCAGCGGCAGGAGCGGACCGAGGCGCGCCAGAACUAGUCCCUGGCACCCGCCUCGACGCCUCGACGCCUCGCUGUACAUACUUCCGUCAGACACGCUGGUCCUCCAGACAGCGCCGCGGCGCAGCACCGCCGGCGUAUCUGGAGUUAUUUACAGUUAACUUAAGUCCCUGAGGGGCGCUCUUAUAGCCACGAGGCCCCGCAGGACAAGUAAGCUAGGCAUCCUUGUUGCUGUACACCAGGUAAGCUUUACACUCAGCCACGAGGGGAGGGGAUCGCGUGCACCAGUGGGGCAGCGCAGCCCAGGCGUUGCCGUGCUGCGCGGGAAGACGUUCGCGCCGUCAAGCUCUCUCAGCCUCGCAUGUUGCCGUAGUCACGUAAGCUGUAUUACCUCACACCUUGUACCUGGAAGAGAGAGAGAGUCAGUCUUCUUGCUGCCGGUAAAGGAAAAGCCACCAGGAGGAUCGCGCCCCUCAACACAGCGUCCCUAGCAGCCUGAUUGGCGAAACCUGAAAAAAAUAAAAAUAAAAAAUAAUAAUCCAUGCCUAGGACCAUCCGCCAGAGGUCAGGAUGGUCAGGAUGGUUCCAGGCUUUCAUAUUCAAAUAAAUGAUAUUAAUGCUAAGUGGAGUGCAACGAGUAGGUAACUUAUAACCCCGGUAGUUUAGGAUGUUUCCCUUGCGGCACCUCACCUCGCCCCUGCAGGCGCGUGGCUCAGCUGAUCACGACGCUACUGGCACACACCCGCCCUCUUAUUGUUGUUGUUAUUGUUAUUUGUCUUGUUUCCUUUUCCGAACAGGGUAUAUAGGAGGAAGAGGAGAGGAGAAUGACAAAUGUACGUAGAAAGAAGUUCAAAUAUUAAGGUGCAUCUUGUGUUGCGCAGGUGAGGUUGUGGAGGGGACAGGUGUGGUGAGGUGUUGCACAAAACCUUUGCUUAUUGUGCAUAUAGCUUUGACCAGUGCCUGUGUAACCUGUGUUCUAUAUGAGGACUUUGACGUGUGUGUGUGUGUGUGUGUGUGUGUGUGUGUGUGUGUGUAUGCUACUAGGCGGUCACCCAUCCAAGCACUAACCAGACACAGCGUUGCUUAACCUCGCUGAUGGGACAAGAAGCGGUGCAUUCAACGUGUGUGUGUGUGUGUGUGUGUGUGUGUGUGUGUGUGUGUGUGUGUGUGUGUGUGUGUGUGUGUGUCAUCAAUUCAUAAAAAAAACUUUAUAUGUAUUAUUCUUAUAUAUAUAUAUAUAUACAUAUUUAACUCGCACGAUUAGAAAUUCAACACGUGCACGUACAACAUUCUUAUGCACGUGUCUAAAGUACGGACGCGCGAGGUAUCCACAACUCACGUGCAUUUGAAACACUUUAGUUCAAAUUCCAGUACGUUAAUUUUUCAGUCUACUUGUUUUUCUGUCUGCUUAGUUUCCUGUCCUCUUGUCUCUCUCACUCCUGUCUUCCCGUCCAUUCGUCUUUCUAUCUGUCUGUCUUCAUGUUAGUCCGUUGUAUUAUCUUUGUCUCUACCAUUAAUACUCAAAAAAGUGACGAAAAACGCGAUUCACCGUGAAAAUCUCCGAGGGUCUGUUGAGAGAGAGAGAGAGAGAGAGAGAGAGAGAGAGAGAGAGAGAGAGAGAGAUAUGUGCGUGCGUGCUCCUAUACGGUCACCCAUCCAAGCACUAACCAGACACUGCGUUGCUUAACCUCGCUGAUCGGACAAGAAGCGGUGCGUUCGACAUCUGCAUGUGUGUGUGUGUGUGUGUGUGUGUGUGUGCCAAAAGUUUCCACGCAUGUCAGACCUCUCGUAGUCCUUAAGAAUAUUUAUGAUAGAGUUGGUUUAUAAGAGCAAAUGUUGUACUCUUCUAUACCGUGUGAAACCAGAAUAUAACACUGAGCAAAGG
Molecule: messenger RNA, 3433 nt
Organism: Scylla paramamosain (green mud crab)
Lineage: Eukaryota; Metazoa; Arthropoda; Malacostraca; Decapoda; Portunidae
Exons: 2
Coding region: 734-1588 (284 amino acids)
Source: RefSeq, a predicted model, not a curated record